Molecule: messenger RNA, 897 nt
Organism: Mus pahari (shrew mouse)
Lineage: Eukaryota; Metazoa; Chordata; Mammalia; Rodentia; Muridae
Gene: Znf331
Product: zinc finger protein 331
Biological process (GO): negative regulation of transcription by RNA polymerase II
Molecular function (GO): DNA-binding transcription repressor activity, RNA polymerase II-specific
Source: RefSeq, a predicted model, not a curated record
AUGAUCAGCAGCAGCUGUAAAUGGAAGUCCAAGGAUCUAGCAGUUGCUCAGUUGCACAAGGACUUCGGGAAGGCCUUUCGUCAUGGGAAACAGCCUAGUCAGCAUCAGAAAAUUCACACUGGUGAGAAGCCCUAUGAAUGUAAAGACUGUAAGAAUGCCUUCCUAUGGCAUAAUCAGUUUACUCAACACCAAAAUAUUCACAACGGGGAGAAACUUCAUGAAUGUAACAACUGCGGAAAGGCCUUCUGCUGGGGUUUGAACUUUGUAAUUUAUAAGAAAAUUCACAUUGGUGAAAAACCAUACUUAUGUAAAGACUGUGGGGAACCCUUUAGACGAGGUGAUGAACUCAAUCCGCAUCAGCAGCUUCAUACUGGGGAGAAAGACUAUGCGUGUAACAAUUGUGAGAAGACUUUUAGCCAUCUCUAUAAACUUCUGCAACACAAGAGAGUCCACAGUGAUGAUAAGCCCUAGGAAUGUAAAGUCUGUGGGAAGGCCUUUAUUUGUAGUUCCAACCUCACUCAGCAUAAGAGAGGUCAGAAGCCCUUUGAGUGCCAAGAGUGUGGGAAGUCCUUCACCAGAAUCAACUACCUCACUCAGCAUCAGAUGAUUCACACUGGGGAGAAGCCACAUGAAUGUAGGGAAUGUGUGAGGGCCUUUCAAUGGGUGUCAAGCCUGGUUAAACACAAGAGGGAGCAUUCAGGUGAGAAACCCUAUAAAUGUGCAGAAUGUGGGAAGGGCUUUAGUUGUGGCUAUCACCUCACCCAGCAUGAGAGAAUUCACACUGGGGAAACCCCUUACAAAAAUAAAGACUAAGUGAAGUCCCAUGUAUACAGAUCAAGCCUUCUUAAAUGUGAGAGAACUCAUCCUGGAGAGAAAACCUGUGAGCAAGGUCUUUAG